Messenger RNA from Sesamum indicum (sesame), 1651 nucleotides. RefSeq lists its product as uncharacterized. The record is from RefSeq and is a predicted model, not a curated record. NCBI's taxonomy places the organism in Eukaryota, Viridiplantae, Streptophyta, Magnoliopsida, Lamiales, Pedaliaceae.
AUCUGCAUAAGAUUUAUUUCACAUUUCUACAUCAACAAAACAAUACCACAACCGCGUUUCUGUUACCACCAAAUUAACGUUUUUAGUCCACGAUUUCCGCUUUUACUUACAGAGAAUGUGAACAGUCGGUGCUCUUUCCAUCUGUACGGAUUCGUUUCUUCCUCCCUUCCACCAAAUUUUGAGUAAUCCAUCUUAGAAUAGACUGCUCUUUCCAAUCUAAAUCUGGGUUUCUGGAGAUACCAUCUUUCUGUUCUCCAUUUUCCUCCUUCAGACCUCGAACCCAGAAAAUAAAAGCAUACACACACAGAGGAAAAAACAAAUACGAGAACAGCAUGCAUGCCGUCAAAAACAGGGUUUACGAUAAGAUUACAGGAUUCUUUUCUGAUUCGCAAUCAUCUGAUGAGACGCUAGAUCAAGAAUCUGAGGCCAGGUCAUAUGCUAAAGAUGCAAACUCGCUGACUUCUGUACUGUCCUUCAUUCUCCCCUCAGCUAGUUUUGAUUGGUUCAGUCCAAAUCCCAACACUAAUGAGGUCAAAUCUAACGAAGCUCAAUCAUUUGAAUGUAGUAGUGAAAGUUCAUCAUGGAAAGAUAACCCCUUGGAUAGGUGUACAGAAACAACUAGCAAGUAUGAGCUCAAAGAAAAUAAACAAUCAGAUGAAGACAAUGGUGAACAUGGGUUGAAAAUGAGCCUGAAUCACAAUCAAGAAUCAUUUGGCGGCCACUUAGAAAAUGUAGAACCUGGCUCCAGGACAAGCUCUAGUGGCAGCUCUGAUGUGUUUGAAGACACCUAUACUCCACGUACUUUUCAGAAGUCUAUGUCCUGCCUGGGGGAUGAAUCUCUUUUCAUUUCUCCAGAUUUGUAUGAAUUCUUUGAGGCAUGCCUUCCUAAUAUAGUAAAAGGUUGCCAAUGGGUCCUGUUGUACAGUACGGCAAGACAUGGUAUAUCACUUCAGACGCUUCUCCGGAGAAGUUCUGGUCUUACUGGGCCUUGUCUAUUGAUUACUGGUGAUAGACAAGGUGCUGUAUUUGGUGGAUUACUUGAUUGCCCUCUGAAGCCUACUGCAAAAAGGAAAUAUCAAGGAACAUAUCAGAGCUUUGUUUUCACAACUAUAUAUGGUGAACCAAGGCUAUUUAGGCCAACCGGAGCCAAUAGAUACUUCUACUUGUGCGUGAACGACUUGCUUGCUCUUGGAGGAGGUGCAAACUUUGCUUUAUGCUUGAAAGAAGAUCUGUUAUCUGGGUCAAGUGGCCCUUGUGAAACAUUUGGCAACAUGUGUUUAGCUCAUGAUGAAGAGUUUGAAUUAAAGAAUGUAGAGCUGUGGGGUUUUACACACGCAUCUCAGUACCUUAGCUGAACCAAAAGAUGAUAUAUUUCCUUGUGUUUUUACCUUGUUGAAUUAUUGAGGCAGGAAUAGCACAACGAUAGGGAUACCUUCACAGGCAAGGCUUGUGCUCAUCAUAUUCAUCGUUGUAGGAGUUGGGUCUCUAGCUCAUUCACUGAGAACUCUGAACUAAGCCCCCCUCGUUGGGCCAAAGCUAAUGAGAUCCUUCUUUCAUUUUUUUUUUCCUAUUAAUAUGUAGAACUAGGGCAGCCUUUUUUCAGCAUACGGGAUUCUGUUUCAUAUAAUUUCAGGUGGCGUGUAUUACAUCA